AUGCCGAUUUCAAGUGGUUUCUCACAAGAUCUAAAUCCAAAUUAUUAUGUUCGUAAGCCUGGUAAAACAGAUCUUUUAGAUGAAGCAAUUUAUUACAAACGUGAUGAAGCAUUUGAACGACCUGUUGAAAUUAUCAAUCGGCCAAUUAUCAAAGACACAAUUUUUAUGCCCGAUCGUAAAGUGCCUCCUUUAGCUACUACACGAGAAAUGUAUACAGUCUCUCCUGAACCAAGGCCAACAGUAUAUACAACAACCUCAAAUGCUCCACCUUCUGCUUCAUUCAGUCUCAUUCGAGCUUUAGGAUUGAAUGCUGAUUGUCCAUGUUGGGCAUGGAUAUGUAUCGUUUUUGGCUUUAUUCUAUUACUUGGUCUUAUUGGCAUGUGUUUAUAUUUCAUUCUUGAACGCGAAGGAUAUCUCUAA
Rotaria sp. Silwood1 is the source of this 420-nucleotide messenger RNA. Lineage: Eukaryota; Metazoa; Rotifera; Eurotatoria; Philodinida; Philodinidae. The record is from the annotation of a GenBank genome assembly.